AUGGAGAAUGUUGGAGAUAGCGCGAUCCCAAAGGAGCGAGCGGAGGAGCCCGAGCCUUCACAAGAACAAGAGCAUAAAUCUCUGAAAUACUCGUUACUAGGGCCAUCGUUACUGAAGGCCGGACAAGACGCGGUUGACCAGCGCAAAGUCUCUGAGAUUAUCUAUAACGCCUCUAAAGGCUCAAAAUUCUUCAAUCAUGAAGAAGCCAGAGACAAAGUUCUUACGGAGAAAAUCGAGCAAAUUCUAGCCCGCAGGGCUCGUCUGGAAAAGCUAGAUUUAUCGGCCGAUCUUCGACGUGCCGAUGAACACAUCGCUGAACUUGAACUGACUCGAGACCUGUCUCAGAUUGUAGUUCACGUCGAUUGCGAUGCCUUCUUCGCUGCCGUCGAGGAACUAGAUCGACCUGAACUCAAGCACUUGCCUAUGGCAGUCGGCAAGGGUGUACUCACAACAUGCAAUUACGUUGCUCGCAAAUUCGGCUGUCGCAGUGGAAUGGCUGGCUUUGUGGCGAAGAAAUUAUGCCCCGAUCUAAUUUGCAUACCGCAAAAUUACGAAAAGUACACUGCCAAAGCGGAAGAGAUCCGCGCGAUUUUCGUGGAGUAUGACCCUUGUUUCGAAAGUGCUUCGAUUGACGAGGCGUAUCUCAAUAUCACGGCCUAUUGCGAUGAGAAUGAUAUGGAUCCGCAAGAGGCGGUACAACAGAUGCGCUCGAGGAUCGCCGACGAGACCAAGAUCACUGUCUCGGCAGGUAUUGCGGCAAACACUAAACUUGCUAAAAUCGCGUCGAACCAGAACAAACCGAAUGGUCAGUUUUAUAUACCAAGUGAGCGUGAAGCCAUAAUGGCAUUCGUCAAGGAUCUUCCAGUCCGUAAAGUAAACGGUAUCGGACGCGUCUUCGAGCGCGAGCUGAGAGCCAUCGGCAUCGAAACCUGCGGUCAAAUAUACCCACACAGGGCAUCACUUAAAAGGCUGUUUGGAGAAAAGGCUUUUCACUUCUUGAUGCAAUGCCACCUUGGUCUAGGAAGAACAAAAAUCCAACCUGCGGUGGACUACGAACGGAAAAGCGUAGGAACCGAAAGUACAUUCUCGGAAAUAAGCGACCCCGACGCUAUCCGGGCCAAACUUCGAUGGGCAGCGGAUGAACUCGCUAGGGAUCUUUCGCGAACGCAGUUCAAGGGACGAACGCUGGUUCUAAAGAUAAAGUUACAUACGUUUGAAGUGUACACUCGACAAGUAGCGCCUCCGAAAGCUGUGUGGCUGGCUGAUGAUCUAUAUACGUACUCGUUACCAAUUCUGGCCAAGUUGCAGAAGGAGAUACCUAAUAUGAGGUUGCGAUUGCUUGGACUGAGGUGCACCCAUCUCGUUAGUACGAAGAAAGCCGGUCUUGAUUUCUUUGGGUUUCAAGCUGUCCCGAAGCCGUUACUUGAUCCUACGGCGUCUACUGAAGGUGCUGAAGAUGCUGAAGUUGCGGCGGCUCCUGAAGGCACACCAAACAAACAGCCGCAUAUCGGCGACGUACAGUCUACCACGGAGCAAGAAUUUGAAGACGCCGCCCGCCAGGAAAGAGAAGAGGAUAUGGAAGUCCUAGAACAACUCAGUCAAGAGGAUGCCAACAAUUCAGUCCCUUCCCCACCAUACCACGAAACAACACCCAUAAAGGUCCCCGAAUCCGGGAUCCGGCAGCAUUGGACGUGCCCCAUCUGUUCCCGGCCACAAGUCGCCGAUGAUAGAAGAUUCAACGAACACGUCGACUACUGUCUGUCAAGGGAAACAAUCAAAGAAGCUGUUCAGACUUCAGCUUCUUCAUCGAUGGCUUGCGAGUCCGAGCCUGCCCCUAGACACACACGCGACCCUUCAAACGCAUGGAAUAAGGAGCAAUACUCGAAGAAACGGAAGACAAAUAUCGAGACAGAUCCACGACAAAAGAGAUUGUUCUUCUCAUAG
Talaromyces marneffei is the source of this 1944-nucleotide messenger RNA. RefSeq lists its product as uncharacterized. The transcript has 2 exons. Gene Ontology annotation, biological process: error-prone translesion synthesis. NCBI's taxonomy places the organism in Eukaryota, Fungi, Ascomycota, Eurotiomycetes, Eurotiales, Trichocomaceae. The coding region runs from base 1 to 1944 and encodes 647 amino acids. Gene Ontology annotation, cellular component: nucleus. Gene Ontology annotation, molecular function: DNA-directed DNA polymerase activity; damaged DNA binding. The record is from RefSeq and is a predicted model, not a curated record.